AUGCCCGUCGACAGCCAAGUUCCCGAUUUCCUCGUCCGUCUCUGGGAGCUCCUCACCUUCUGGCGAUACCCUCCUCCGGCGAUACCGACCAUGCGUCUUAAGCCUGCGGGCGACGAUGGCGACAAUGCACUGAUGAUGCAGUUCUUUACAUGGGAGGCUACCCACCCAGAGAUGAGCUGGUGGAGGCAUUUCGAGACCGAAGUGCCUACUCUUGCGGCCAUGGGCAUCACCCAGGUCUGGCUGCCCCCUCCAAACAAGGCGAUGAGGAAGCAAGGACAGGGCUAUGACGCGUACGAUCUGUGGGAUCUCGGCGAGUUCUACCAGAAGAGUACAAUCCCGACCAGGUGGGGCACCAAGGAGGAACUCGUCCGCGCAGUUGCUGCCGCGCGCGCUCACGGGAUCGAUGUCCUUGUAGACGCUGUGCUCAACCACAAGCUUGGCGCGGAUAGACCGGAGAAGUUCAUGGCCACCAUGGUUGACCCUGACAAUCGCCUCGUAGACCUGGGUCCGCCCAAGGAGAUAGAGGCGAGUCGCGCGUGCUGCUACGAAUCGCAUUCACAUGCUAAUUUAAUACUAGGGCUGGACCGCUCGCAGUACAGCAGCAUGAAGUGGACGCACGAGCAUUUUACGGGACUCGACUGGGACCACAGGACACGCACGAAGGGUGUUUACCGUAUCACAAGCGACAAACACAAGGGAUGGUCCAAAUGGGUUGACUCCGAGAACGGCAACUACGACUAUCUCCUAGGCAUAGACAUAGACCACAGGCAUCCUGACGUACGUCAAGAUCUUCUCGAGUGGGGCAGCUGGGUUCUCAAGACUACUGGCGGUGCAGGCUUCCGGUUUGAUGCCAUAAAGCAUAUGGACAGGCGAUUCUUGCUUAGCUUUAUCAAGCAUGUCCGGCAAACUCUCGGGCGCGACGACCUAUUCUCAGUCGCGGAAUAUUGGUCAAGCGACCUCGAGUUGAUCAAGCCGUACAUCCGCGUCUUCGAAGGGCUGGUCACGUUCUUCGACGUCCCGCUGCACUACAACUUCCACAACGCCAGCAAGGCCGGCUCUGCGUACGACCUAAGGCGCCUCCUUGACGGCAGCGUCCUCCAGUUCCGUCCAGACGACGCCGUGACCUUUGUCGACAACCACGACACGCCCCCCGGAUCAUCUGACGCUUCCCAGGUCGGACCCAAUUUCAAGCUCCAGGCGUACGCAGUCAUUCUUCUCUACGGCUCCGGCCAGCCCUGCGUCUUCUACGGCGACCUCUACCCGAACAAGGAGCCCGAGUGCUACGACCCGGACACCGCCGCAGGCGUCAAGCGCCUCAUCGCCGCGCGCCGGCUCUUCGCCUACGGCGCGCGCACCGACUGCCUGCGCGCGGAGCGCAACUGCGUCGGCUUCGUCCGCGCGGGCGCGCCCGCGCCCGCGGACGGGCAGGGGAAGCGCGCCAGGCCGGGCUGCGUCGUGCUCAUCAGCAACGCCGACGCGCCCGCGGUGCCAGAAGCGGCAGGAGCGACUAGCGGGGCCGCAGCGGAAGGGGAGCAGAAGCACACGAUACGCGUGUCUGUGGGCUCGGCGAACGCCGGCGCGACGUAUCGAGCGUAUGCACCUGUCUCCUCGCACGACGAGAUGGUGCGGGUCGACGGCGACGGCUGGGGCGCGUUCACCUGUCCUCAUGGCGGGUUGCGGGUGUGGGUCAGGGAAGAGGACUUGCCGGAGGAGCCGGAGAGCGCGUAG
Epithele typhae is the source of this 1728-nucleotide messenger RNA. Its product is annotated as alpha amylase. The transcript has 16 exons. Gene Ontology annotation, biological process: carbohydrate metabolic process. Lineage: Eukaryota; Fungi; Basidiomycota; Agaricomycetes; Polyporales; Epitheliaceae. The record is from RefSeq and is a predicted model, not a curated record. Gene Ontology annotation, molecular function: calcium ion binding; hydrolase activity, hydrolyzing O-glycosyl compounds. Bases 1 to 1728 code for a protein of 575 amino acids.